AUGCCUCAAUCAAGACAAUUGGGCCAAACCUUGGCAAAGGCUUUAGGUAUCAAGCUCGAUGAUCCCGAUACGGACAACGUGACUAGGGGAGAAUCGGUCUUUUCGACGCAUACUACAGACAGCUUUAUCGAGCAGCAGCCUACAAGUGCAGAAUGGAUAGCGGAGGUCACGCCCUCGGGGCAGGACAUGAUUAAUUACGUCAAAUCCCUAUUCCCAUUCCUGUCUUGGAUUGGAUUCUACAAUCUACAAUGGUUCCUCGGCGACCUUGUUGCAGGUAUAACCAUUGGUGCCGUUGUUGUCCCUCAAGGAAUGGCGUAUGCCAAGCUAGCCAACCUUCCAGUGCAGUUUGGGUUAUACUCCUCGUUUAUGGGCGUCCUGAUCUAUUGGUUUUUCGCUACUUCCAAAGAUAUUACCAUCGGGCCUGUUGCUGUUGUGUCUACCGUUACCGGUACUGUCGUUUCAAAAGCCAUUAAAGAAUACCCAGAGUACGCUGAUGAGCCUUGGGUCAUUGCAAGCGCCCUUGCUCUCAUAUCUGGCUGUAUCGUGCUUUUUAUCGGUUUGAUCCGAUGUGGAUGGAUCGUGGAGUUGAUACCUCUAGUAUCGCUUGCUGCAUUCAUGACCGGAUCUGCCAUCAACAUUGCGGCAGGGCAAGUCCCCACGCUUAUGGGCAUCUCCGGUUUCUCGACAAGGGAUUCGACGUACCUGGUGAUUAUCAACACACUGAAAAAUCUGGGCAAGACGGACUUGAACGCAGCUAUGGGCUUGACUGCUCUCACGAUGCUCUACUUGAUCCGAUUUUCCUGCGCAUGGGCAGCAAAGAAGUUUCCAAACCACCACAAGCUGUUUUUCUUCCUGUCAACAUUGAGGGCUGUGUUUGUCAUCUUGUUAUAUACCAUGAUCAGUUGGCUGGUUAACAUGCACCGUCGUUCAAAUCCAGCCUUUGCAAUCCUUAAGGAUGUCCCGCGAGGUUUUCAGCAUGCGGCUGUCCCAAAGAUCAGUACGAACAUUAUCCGCUCAUUUAUCAGCGAACUCCCUGCGACAGUAAUUGUUCUAUUAAUUGAACAUAUCGCCAUCUCGAAAUCUUUCGGUCGUGUCAACAACUACAUAAUCAACCCAUCGCAGGAGAUGGUUGCUAUUGGUGUGACUAAUGUCCUCGCGCCCUUCCUCGGAGGCUACCCAUCUACCGGAUCUUUUAGCCGUACUGCAAUUAAGUCGAAGGCAGGUGUACGAACUCCAUUCGCUGGCGUUAUUACGGCGGUUGUGGUCCUCUUAGCAAUCUACGCCCUUACCGCCGUGUUCUUUUAUAUCCCCUCCGCAUCUCUUGCUGCUGUUAUUAUCCAUGCUGUCGGAGACCUUAUCACAUCACCGAAUACGCUUUACAAGUUUUGGAGAAUCUCACCCAUUGAGGUUAUCAUCUUCUUUGUCGGUGUGUUCGUUACCAUAUUUUCGACCAUUGAAAAUGGAAUCUACGCGACAAUAUGCAUCUCUUUCGCUGUCUUUAUGUUCCGCGUCCUCAAAUCGCGCGGAAGAUUUCUCGGCAGAGUACAAGUGCAUUCCGUGCUUGGUGAUCACCUCAUCGGCAACGACAGCAACGUAAUGGGUGGAUAUGGAACGAUCGAUGUUGAUUCUGCCCCCUCUCCACCUACUCGCAACGUUUUCCUCCCAAUCGACCAUGGCGAUGGCUCUAACCCGCAAGUCGAGGUCGCCAGCCCCUACCCGGGUAUAUUUAUCUACCGUUUCUCAGAAGGAUUCAAUUAUCCCAGCGCUAGUCACACUUUAGACUACCUUACAAGUCACAUUUUCGCCAAUACACGUCGCAACAGAUCUAACGCGUACUCACGUCCUGGAGACCGACCGUGGAAUGAUCCUGGUCCAAAGAAAGGACAACAAGAACAAAACGACGAGCUACCGACUUUAAAGGCUAUCAUCUUCGACUUCAGCUCGGUUAAUAACGUCGAUGUAACAUCAGUGCAGCAGCUGAUCGACGUACGCAACCAGCUAGACCGCUACGCGGCUCCGGAACCGGUAGACUUCCACUUUGCCUGUAUCAACAACCGAUGGACGAAGCGCGGCCUCGUCUCCGCAGGCUUCGGAUACCCCACACCGCGCCCGGAACACGCGCGCUGGAAGUCUAUCUUCAGCGUCGCCGAGAUCGGCGGUUCGGAUUCCGCGGCGGCGGCAGCAGAGCUGGAAGCUAGUGAGAAGGAGGGUACCCUGCGGCCGACUAUUAGCAAGCCAGAUACCGACAUCAUGAGCCCGUCCCAGAACAGCCCCGGGCCAAGCAAAGCCUCGAGCAUAACGCAGUCGGCCUCAAAGAGCAAGGCGCCUGAAUUCGCCAGGACUAACGAGCCUAGAAAGGUCGUUGUUCACGGAUUGAACCGCCCGCUCUUCCACAUCGAUCUCACUAGCGCGCUGCAAAGCUCCAUCGCUAAUGUAAGGGCUAGAGAGGAGGUCGAGGCUGCGGGGGGACCGGAUAUCGGUGUUGACGUUUGA
This is a messenger RNA of Annulohypoxylon truncatum, 2493 nucleotides long. Its product is annotated as putative sulfate permease. Lineage: Eukaryota; Fungi; Ascomycota; Sordariomycetes; Xylariales; Hypoxylaceae. The record is from RefSeq and is a predicted model, not a curated record. Gene Ontology annotation, biological process: transmembrane transport. Bases 1 to 2493 code for a protein of 830 amino acids. Gene Ontology annotation, cellular component: membrane. The transcript is spliced from 4 exons. Gene Ontology annotation, molecular function: secondary active sulfate transmembrane transporter activity.